AUGCUCUCCUACCUCAAGUCUCGAUAUGGACCUGACGAAAACCAGUACGAGGAACUGGUGGAAACUGCCUGGGAACGCCUUCGCGUCCGUCCAAAGCGGAUGAAGCUACAAGACUGGAUCCUCGAAUGGAAACACUUUAAGGAAUACGCAGAAGAGCUAGGGCAGGAAACCACCUAUACCGAUCUGAAGCUUAUCCGAGAACUCAUCAAGAUCUGCAGACGUGAAGAUCUUGACCGAUUUGCAACUCGAUCUGAGGAUGCUAUAUGGGUUGCAAGAGAACCAGGAGGUAAUCCGGCGCAUCUCAAACUGAAUCAUCACAUCGAGCUCUUUCUAAAGACGUACCCUAUGGAGAUACCGAAGCCUAUGAAAGGGGCACUUUUCGCAACUCUCCAAGGAGAGACUCUAGCGCAGACGUCUCAACCAUCACAUAUGCCCGCUACAGCGGCAUCCCCGUCGUCGACUCCCGUCCCCCCUCAACAAGAGAAACGAGAGAAGACUCUCCCAACCUGUGUGUGUGGGGAGAAACACUUGUACAGGCGUUGCCCGUACUUCAAUCGAAAUAUUAGGCCCUCAGGUUGGAAACCGAACUCUAAGAUCAAAAACCAAAUCAUAUCUCACUUGAAGGCUAAUCCAGAGGCCAACAAGUCUCUACGGAGGGUCCUUAAAAGAGAAGGAAUCAGUUUUCCUGAUUGGUUCCCAGCGGAACCAUCCUCUACCACAUCUACGAAUUCGGAAUCGCGUGAGGAUGGAUCCUCUCAUGCGUUCGCUACGCGAGUGAUGGAAGAAUCUCAGGCGUUCGCCAUGCAGGCGUUCUCCGCAUUUGAGCAUACAGAGACCAACGAAGGAAGGCCAUACGACCAGAGUUUCUACAUGGACAACCUGGCUUCUCACCACAUCUGUGCAGACAUUACACGUUUCACGAACUACGUGUCUACAGAUGGUAUAAUGAAGACCGGAGACUCGUACUCAUCCUAUGUGGGCAUAGGAGACGUUAAGAUCCCUGUGGUAGGAAAGCACGAGAAACAGACAUUCAUCACUAUCCUCAACGUCUACCAUAUUCCGGGUUUCCACAUUAAUAUCGUUUCAGCCAGGAUGUUCCGAAGGAAAGGCUAUGUACUUGAUGAGUAUUCCCAGGCAAUCCGCAAGCUUGACGAUAGGUCUCUCCUUUGCCAUAUGUAUCUUCGCGAUGAAUAUUGGACGUUUACGAGCGACGUAUUAGUCCCUGUACAGAAGGGAAUCGCAUUCGCGACACGAUCGUCUUAA
Molecule: messenger RNA, 1263 nt
Organism: Eremomyces bilateralis CBS 781.70
Lineage: Eukaryota; Fungi; Ascomycota; Dothideomycetes; Eremomycetales; Eremomycetaceae
Exons: 1
Coding region: 1-1263 (420 amino acids)
Source: RefSeq, a predicted model, not a curated record